Molecule: messenger RNA, 4098 nt
Organism: Paramecium pentaurelia
Lineage: Eukaryota; Ciliophora; Oligohymenophorea; Peniculida; Parameciidae
Source: the annotation of a GenBank genome assembly
AUGGAUAAUAAGACACAUUUUUUCUAAAUAAAGGCCAUUUUCUAAAAGAAUUUGUUAUGCUCCUUUAGAAAUAAAGAAUUUUUAGCAGAAACUCUAAUUCCUUUUAUAUGUGGAUUGAGUUUGGCUGCAAAAGAUAUCGAUGGAACUUAAUUGAUACAAUUUUUUUCUCCUUUUUUUUUUGCUUUGGCUAUCUUUUCAAAUCCAAGAUCACUAUUGAUACAUUUAUGUGAAGAGAAAGAACUCAAAUUUAAAGAAACACAAAAGGUAAUAAUAUUUAUUAAUAGUAGAUUAUGGGUUUGAAACAAAAUUCAUAUUUAAUUGGAUGGAUGCUAUAUGCUUAUUGUAAAACAUUAAUGGUAUAAUACUAAUAUAUAUUGAAUAGUCUAUGAUAAUAUUUUUUUUUUCUUGGGUUUUGUUUGGAUAUAUAAUGAAUGAGAGACAUAAUCGAAACAUAUAUGGAUUUGAUGAUGACACAGAAUGGUAUAUAAUAUUUGGACUUUACUUCAUUUAUGCAACAGCUUUGAUACAUUAUUCAAUGUUUUUAACAACAUUUUUUUCAAAAUCAAAGACUGCUAAUGAAAUUACAACAUUUUUAUUAGUUGUAUCAUUAAUAUUACCUUUUUUUGGAUUUGUUGAUAAGUUUUAAAGGUAUUUUAAUAUCAUUUAUAAUAUAUUAGUACUUUCUUUUUUAUCUUAAUAUCCAUAUUUCCAUAAACAUGUAUUGCACUUUCAUAUUUAUCAACACAAUAUGGAGCAUAUAGAUAUUUGAAUUAUUCACUUUAGGAAUAUUUUUAUCAUGGAGCAAUGGCAAUAGAAUUAGCAAUAUUGUCAAUUGUAUUUUUGUUAUUGUAUUUUUAUUUUGAUGCUAUAAUCCCUAAUGAAUAUGGAAUUGCAAAACAUCCUUUAUUCUUUUUAAAUUUUACUAAAAACAAAAGGGAAAAAAGAAAAGUAGAUUUAGAGAAUCCAUUAAUAGAAUAAGAUAAUGUAGCUUAAUCAACAUUUAAUGAUGAUAGUUCAAGUGCAUUUUAUCAUGAGCCUAGAAAUUAUUUAAAUAUUAAACCUUCAGUUAAGAUAAGAUCAAUAGUAAAAAAAUUUGGAAAUUUUACAGCUGUAGAUUAAGUUAGUUUGAAUUUAUAUUAAAAAGAAAUCUUAUGUUUAUUGGGACAUAAUGGUGCUGGGAAAACAACAACAAUAAAUGUAUUAACAGGAUUAUUGAGUUUAACAGGAGGGAAGGUUUAUGUGUAUGAUUAAGAAUUAGAGAGUAAUUUAGAAGAGAUUAGAGAGAGGAUUGGAAUAUGUAAUUAAAGGGAUGUUUUAUAUGAUGAAUUAACAGUUAAAGAAUAAUUAUAAUUUAUGGGAAGAGUGAAAGGUUUAGAAGGUAAUGAUUUAGAAUAAGAAAUAUCAUAAAUAUUGUCUACAACAUUAUUAACAAAUGAAUAAGAGAAAAUAACAAAGACUUUAAGUGGAGGAAAUAAAAGAAAAUUAUCUUUAGCAUAAGCAAUAAUAGGAGGAUCAAAUGUAUUAUUUUUAGAUGAACCAACUUCUGGAAUGGAUGCUUAAACAAGAAGAGGAAUUUGGGAAAUAUUGGAGAAAGUUAAAUAAGAGAAUAGAACUCUUGUUCUUACAACUCAUCAUUUAGAUGAAGCUGAAGAAUUGGCUGAUAGAAUUGCUAUUAUGGCUGCUGGUAAAUUACUUGCUUGUGGUAGAAGUGAAUAUAUAAAGUAGAAUUUUGGGGAAGGAUAUUCAAUUUCAAUUACUAUAUUAGAUAAAUCUAUAGAUAAAGAAUAAAUAAUUAAUUUUACUUAAUAAAAUUUACCAUAAGCAGCUUUAGAUCCUUAAUCAUCAUAACUUACUAUAUUAUUUAAAAUUAAAUUUAAUUAGAAAAAAUAUUUACUUAAUUAUUUUUAGGCAUUGGAAAAAUAAUUUGAAAAUAGACUUUCUGUUAAUUUUAGGAUAAAUUCACUUGAAGAUGCAUUUAUAAAUAUUGGAAUGGAUGAAGAGAAGUUUUUAGAAAGAGCUAAAAAAAUGAUUGAAGGAAGAACUAGUGUCAAUGAAGAUAGAGAUAGUAUUAUUGGAACUGAUUAAUUUGCUGAACUUAAAUCUAAAGUUCCUGUUCCUGAUUGUUUGAAUAGAGGUAAUUAAUUAUAAAUAUAUAAUAUAUAGAACCUGUCUAUUCAUUUAAAGAGUAAACAUUGGCUAUAUUUUUGAGAAAAUAUUAUACAACUAUUAGAACAUUCAGUAAUUAUUUAGCUAUUAUUAUUCCAUUUGCAUUAAUUGUAACUGGAAUUGUUGUUAUAGGAGAAAUGGAUUUAGGAGAAGAAAAUGAAGGAACAAAAGUAUUUAGAAUGAUAUUCUUCUCAAUUUUUGCUAUUAUUGCACUUUGUUUUAAUUCAUCUUUAUUUAUUAUGCAACCUGUUUUAGAAAGAGAAACAAAUCUAAAAUAUGCUUUAGUAGCUAUGGGUUGUAGACCAUUGCCUUAUUGGUUUGGAACUUUUUUAUUUGAUUUUACAAUUUAUUUUGGAAUGAUCUUUAUAAUCAUUUUGAUUUCACUAUCCUAUGAAUUUCUAAGUGAAAAAAUUGGUAAGAUUAUUUUUAUAUUCAUAUCAUUUGGAUUAUCAUUUAUUAUGUUUUCUUUCCUUAUUGGAACAUUAUUAUAUGAAAAAGCAUCAAAAGCUAUGAAAACAUUCCCAUUUUUAAAUUACUUUGUUUUCUUCGCUCUUCCAUUAAAUGUUUGGCUUAUUGUAGCCUUGAUAUUUAUGAAUGGAAAUGAUUCUGAUAAAUUAUCAAGUGGAUAAUCAAUUGUAAUUAAAAUUGUAGAUUUGAUAUGUUCACUCAUAAGUCCAUUUUAUUCAUUUUUCUAAGCAAUUACAAAAACUAUAGACCUUUAAGGUGGAAGUGUACCUUAUAUAUCAAAAGAAUAUUGGUUUUAUUGUUUAAUCAUGCUCCUUUAAACAUUUGGAUUCUUUUAUUUUAAUAUCUUUAUAGAAAAAAAGAAAUACUUUAAAGGGAUUUCAUAAACUAAUCAAAGAUGUAAUAAUUAUAUUCCAGCUUAAAUAAAUGAUCCAGAGGUUCUUAAAGAAAUUGAAUAAUUUUCUCAAGGAAAUAAGAUUUGUCCUAUUAAAGUUGUACAUUUACAAAAAUAAUACAAUCCAACCUAGUUUUUGGCUGUCAAAGAUAUAACAUUUGGAGUUGGAUAGAAUGAAAUUUUAGGUUUGUUAGGUCCAAAUGGUGCAGGUAAAUCUACUACUUUUAAUAUAUUAACUUCAUUGAUUUCUAAAUCUUCUGGAAGUGUUAAAAUUAAGGAUGUUGAAAUAGAUAGAACUAAAUCUGAUGUUUUUAGAGACACUGGAAUUUGUCCUUAAUUUGAUUGUCUUUGGGAGAACCUAACACCUAGAGAACAUCUUUAUUUAUUUGGAAGAAUGAAAGGUUUAAAUGGAAAUGAUCUUGAUUAAAGUGUAGCCUACUUUUUAAGUACCAUGUAAUUAGAGGAAUAUAUCUAUCGAAAAUCUGGAUUACUCUCAGGAGGAAAUAAGAGAAAACUUUGUGUCAGUAAUGCACUUAUUGGAGGACCAAGCAUUUAAUUCUUUGAUGAACCAAGCACAGGAGUUGAUCCUAUUGCAAGAAGAUUUUUAUGGAAAACUCUCAGAUAAGGCGUCAAAUUAAGAUAGAGUUCAGUGGUUUUAACAACUCAUACAAUGGAUGAGGCAGAGAGUCUAUGUGAUAGAAUAGCUAUUAUGAUUAAUGGAGAAAUAUUUUGUUUAGGUAAUCCAAAAGAACUGAGAGAUAGAUAUGGAGAAGGAUAUAAUGUUUCAAUUAGAAAUCCUAGCAGUAGAGAAUAAAUAUUAAAGAUUAUAUAAGAAUAAUAUUCAGAAGCUAAGGAAAGUUAAGAAACUCAUGAGGAAUAUUAAUCUAUACAUGUAUAGAAUAUUUAUUAUUAAUUAGAUACCUACCCAUUAAUUUUAAUUUAUUAAGGUUUUUUAAUUGUUAUCAGAAUUAGAAUCAAAAAAUUAUAUCAAAGAUUUUACUAUAAAUUAAUCAACUUUGGAAUCAGUAUUUUUAUAGUUUUCUUAACUUUAAUAGUAAUAAUAGGUUUAAUGA